Molecule: messenger RNA, 720 nt
Organism: Cutaneotrichosporon oleaginosum
Lineage: Eukaryota; Fungi; Basidiomycota; Tremellomycetes; Trichosporonales; Trichosporonaceae
Source: RefSeq, a predicted model, not a curated record
CCUAUCUCGUCCUAACACUACUUAUCUCGCACAGAGUAUUCCUAUCUCCUAUCUCUCACAGAAUCCACCAUGCCCCCAACCCUCCGCAUCGCCCGCCCCUCAACCGACCUGGCACGCACGGCGCGCCAAUGGGCGGCCUGGGAUCUGGUGCAACUCACAAGUUUUGCGGAUCAUGCGCGGUUUGACGGCGUAAUCCUUGGCGCGCCAGGCGCGCCCUACCAUUUCGAGUUUACAUUCUGCGCCGCGCACCCUGCCACGCCGUUGCACACAGACGAGGACUUCACCGUGUUCUACUAUGCCGAGGAGGAGUGGGCGGCGGCGUGCAAGCGCGUAGAGGAGGCCGGGUGGAAGCGCGUCACGAGCAGUAAUCCCUACUGGGAGGAACAUGGGCGGUGCUAUGCUGACGAGGAUGGGUAUGUGGUCGUGGCGGCGAGGAUGCUGUGGACGCUGUAGGCUAUGUCGAUGCUGAAUGAAAAUCAAAUCUCAAUGCCACUCCGAACAUCUCAGCUCGUCGCUGCCGCUUCGCCACGCCGGCCCAUUGCCGAAUCAAUAUGCAUACACUACAGCCCGAACAACAUCAAAUCUAAACACCCUACCCCUCGCGCGCGACCUCCUCGACCGCCGAAGUAAUAGCCUUGCACGCGGCCGCCAUCUCCUCCUCAGUAAUAACAAGGGGCGGGAUGAAGCGGAUGGUGUCAAAGCACGAGGUGGUGAGGACGA